CAACCCCACGUGUGCCUUCUGUUUUGAGUGACGCAGCCCGAUGCGGAAGUAAAGAUGUAACGAAACUCAUCAGUUAAUGCAGUCGGUAGUGUCAAAAGUAUGCCAUAAACUGUGUUUUUAAGUGAUUCGUAAGCCUACCAUGGCUUCGGAGGACUCGGGUGGUGUGGACCGGGCUCCGAUCUGCCUGUGUGUCCUCUGUGGGCUCCCUGCAGCCGGUAAAUCCACGCUGGCUCGGAGGCUCCUUAGCGACUCUGUACGUCUCGGCUGGAGGGUCAGUGUGGUGCCGUAUGAUGACCUGAUCCCGGAGCAUGCUUUUCAGACCAAGGUGGUGGAGGACGGUGUCAAACUACAAGACAUGGUGAACAGAUGAAGUUAAAUGAGAUGUUUUUUCAAUGGAGUUCAUGCACCCCUGAACAUAGUGGAUUUAUUCAUGAUUGUUAUUGUUUUCUUUUUGUUUCUAGCACACUGAGUGGAAGCUACAUAGACAAGCAGUACUGCAUUGUAUUGAACAGUUCUUGAAGGGACCCCAACAGCCAAGCAGCCCUCACAUCAACAUGGCAGCAUGGGAGCGAUGCAAUAAAACUCUGCUGCAACCUGAAACUCCUCACAGGGCACCACUUUUAUUCUUGCUGGAUGACAACUUCUACUACCAAAGCAUGAGAUAUGAAGUGCACCAAGUUGCCAGAAAGAGUAAGCACACUUAAAUAUCUCCAAAAUGCGCCCCCUUUUCUCCCUCACAGAUGCUCAAAAGCUGGUUCAUGCCUUCAUCUCCUCCAAGUUGGACUACUGCAACGCACUUCUCAUCUGGAUCCCUAGCAAGAGUCUGCAUAGAGAGUGCUCAAACAUGAUCAUAUCAACCCCCAUCCUCCAAUCACUCCACUGGCUCCUCUGGUUUCCACCAGGAUGGGGUACAAGGUUUCUCUCCUCACACACCGUUGCAUCCAUGGACAUGCCCCCACCCACCUCAAAGAACUUCUACACCCACAAAAACUCACUCACACCUCCUCUUCACCCCCAGAAGCCCUCUGUGCUGCUGCCCCACACCUUUGUUCUUUCCAUUUUAGCAGAACUUUUGGUCCCUAAUCAUAGAUUCUUAUCUCGCUUUUACUCUUUUAUUAAGAUGUUUCUCUUGUUUUUUAACCAAUAACCUGUUUUUAUAUUCCUUUACUGUGAAAUUUCUUUGUUUUUAAGCUGUAGCCCUUUGAGGUCGCUUGAUGUAAAGGGCACUACAAAUAAAAUGUAUUAUUAUUAUUAUUAUUAAAUGCUCAGAAGAUUUUGCCGUAAGUCUACUCAUAUGUCCCUUAAGUGAUGUGCGUUUUAUUGUCUUGAUUUCUUGCUUGUUCCUUUUAGAUUCACUCGGUUUCUGUCAGGUGUAUCUGCAGUGUGAUUUGGAGUCAUGCAUCAGCAGAAACCAGAGCAGGUCUGAGCCCGUUCCCGCUGAGGUGAUGGGGGACAUGGUGAAGCGUUUGGAGCCUCCAAAUCCACAGAAGAACUCGUGGGAGAAAAACAGCGUUUCUCUCAACACUACAGACAAGAUGUCUGACUGUGACAUGUAAGAAAUAGCAGCUGGAAACCUUUCUACAAAGUUUUAUGUCAUAUCAGGUACUCACUGGUUGCUUGUGUGUGUUACUCUGCUUGUAUGGCUGUUUUUCAGACAGAGGGUGAUGGAGGUGAUCUCUUCUGCAAUGAGCAACCCACUGAGGCCUGUGGAGGACAACACAGAACAAACAGUGCGUCAACAAGCUCCCAUUGAACCUUUUGGAAAUGGGUUUAAAUCUGUGUUAAAUCUAUAUGUUGUUGCAGGAGGCUGACCGUCUGAAAUGUGCCACCAGUGUAAUCCACCAGGCUGACCAGGCAUGCCGGCGCCUCAUCUCUGACGCUAUGAAGACUGCUAAAGGUCAGCUUUAAAACUAAAUGACUUUUUUUUCGAGUUUUUCUUUAGUAGCGAAUAAUUACUUCUUGUUUUCUUUUACUCUAACUUUAGAAAAUCAAGUUCCACCUACGCAAAUGAAGUCCUUGGCUGCUCUGUUGAAUGAAUCCAAGACAGCUUUUCUUCACAACCUGCGAGGAGAGUUGCUACAGGAAAGUACUUUCAUUCAAGAAGAAGACAUGGAUGUAGAGCGUGUGGUGAAAAGAGCUGUGGAUGUUUUUGAUCAUGAGAAAAACAAAAUUCUCUUAAAUAUUGUCAGAGGAGUGACUUGAAACCUGGAUUUUCACAAAUAAGGGUUACAUGUCAUCACUGGGGAUGUCUUUGGGUUCUUCUCAGUCUCAUCAGGCUGGAGAGCUUAAUUGGACACACCUGGAGCCUCUCACACAGAGCAGGUAAUACUUACACACGGGUGUGUCCAGUUCAGCUGGAGCGCUUAAUUGGACACACCUGUGUGUGAGUAUUACCUGCUCUGUCUAUGUAAGAGGCUCCAGGUGUGUCCAAUUAAGCUCUCCAGCUUGACUGAGAAGAACUCAAAGACACACUUAGAUAGACCUCUUACUAUUGCACUGACAAUAUUCAACUGAGACUGAAACGUUUGCUGCUUGUUUGAUCCUAGCAAUAAAAUAGAUCCAACUUUUGAAGACAUUUGUCUUUUCCAUCUUUCUGUGCAUGAGUACUCUACAGCCUUUUUGAAUCACUAGGGACUAUAAAAAAAACUCAGUUUUUCAUCUGUUUCUGGAUGGUUGUGACACUCAAGCGCAACAAAAUAAAUGGACAAAUCAUUUUAUUUUAUCAAAUAAAGUUUAUUUUUUUAAAGACAAACUUUCCUCCAAACAUUAUCACGCUUUUAACAAACUGACACAUGGAUGAAUGUUGGCAUGAUCUGCAAAAAUGAUGUGAAAUGUUGAUCAUAUUAUCUUUAUGUAUCAUCAUGUACCCUUAAAGAGAGGAGUCCAUUAGUUUUACAGCUGCUCUUUGAGCCACUUACAAGAAAAAUACACAUUAACAAGUAAAUUGAAUUGUCUCUGCCUUCCUUCCAGACCAACAUUUUCAUAUAAAACAUUCCACAUAAAAAAACCUACUCUGAAGAGCGUCUAUAAAAACUACUGGCAUGCGCAGCAUCAUGAAAUACUCAAAACAGGGGAUAAAUAUUCAUUUUAAAAACUUUAAUGUGUUAAAUUAGUAACAACAUAUGAAAAAAUAACAUUAAAAUUCCUAUGGAGUCCAUAGAGUGAGGUAUACAUGUCAAAACAGCAAGCAGGGUUUGAAUGACACAUAAUUAACAUAAAUUUUUAAUCAUAAAAUGGGCAGUCAGCUUUGAAACAUCUCACUGAUUAUACUUCAGGGGGAUUUUGUUAUUUUUGCACAUGUGGACUCCAAGAGAUGUAGUUGCUAUCCCAAAACUGGACCCCGAAAAUGAAAUAGUAGCUGCAUCGGCUCGAGAAAAAAAAAAAAAAGGGAAACGACAUACAAAUGUGCAGUUCAAUUUUUUUGUGUGUUAAGUGUGUUGUUUUCUCCCCACUGUAUCUCUAUGUGUUGUUUUGCUCUGUGUAUGCAUCAAUCUCUAACAUAAUCCCUUUUCACUUCCGCACUCCUGAAAAUUUCAGGGAAUUUCUGAAACUCAGCCUCAGUAAUUUUCCAGAGUUGCUUACAUGAAUACAGCUCCAAAAGAAAGGAAAAAAGCUUUAGUGAAGGCUUCCAGUUAACUGAACGGUUGAGCAUCACCUCCACUAGUUACAGCUCAAAUUACUCGUCAGUUUAACAAGUCAUUAAUGUCUUUAUCAGUAUAAGCUCAUGUCAUAUACAUAACACUAUAAUGCUUACUACCUGGGCAUGAACAAGCACAGAGGAAAAAUGAGUGCUGUAUCUAUAACAUAGUGAUGUGCAGGUUGUGUCUUGUUAAACUGACAUAUAACAACUCAACCAAAGCAGCGUGUAACAGGCACAGGCAUGUGGACGUUAACUUGCAAAGGGGAGCACAGGCUGGUGGUGCUUGCUCUGCUACUGUAAGUCACACUUAGUAAACCAAUUUUAGCACCACUUACCCUCAGACUAAGUGAUCCCUUGUUGAGAUGUGUUAUAAGCUCAGUUUUGACUGUUACCUCAGUGUUGUCGUACUCUGUCUGUUUAGAGGUCCUGAAAUUACUGUUGAAACAAAGAUGAAAUUGAGGGUUUCAGAUCAUCCCGUAACUGGGAGCUAUGCCGAACUGCAGUAAAGCAACAAUGUGAUGAAGUUGAUGAGUAUGAAAUAAGACAGGUAUUAAAAUCUAAAGAAAAAUGAUUCAGUGCUAACGUGUAUAGCUGUACAUGAAAUUUAUAAAAAAGCCGGACAUUACAGAUGCUUAAAAACCUCACACUGAACUGGCAAUAUGAAAAAGGCUCUAUAUACACCCAAGCUGCUGUGAAUCACUUUUUAUGUUGUCCACGGGCAAAAUGACAAGCAAAGUCAUAUUUGUCUAUACACAUGUGGCCACAGAUGUUGCACUGAUAUGGAUGCUCGUAACCAUGGCAGCCCAUGUGAAUAGUGUAGAGGAUAUUAUCCACAAAGUGAAUAUCACAAUGCGGACACUUCUGCAGGAGAUGCUGGUCUAAGGCAGUCUGAGCAAGAGGGGCAGGUGUCCCCGGCUGACUGUUGCUCAUACUCGCAGUCAGAGUGUUCAUGCUGCUUUCAAAGCCUGAGCCAGGUACAGGACUGCAGCUCUCAUGGCCGGACCUAGGGGACUCUUUUGGAUGAGGUGAAGUCUGAACUCCGUUUGAAGACAUUGAAACAUGCUCACUUGAAAUCUGGUGGAUGAUGAUGGGCUUCUCGUCUCUUAAGGAC
Xyrichtys novacula (pearly razorfish) is the source of this 4751-nucleotide messenger RNA. NCBI's taxonomy places the organism in Eukaryota, Metazoa, Chordata, Actinopteri, Labriformes, Labridae. The record is from the annotation of a GenBank genome assembly.